This is a messenger RNA of Closterium sp. Naga37s-1, 561 nucleotides long. Lineage: Eukaryota; Viridiplantae; Streptophyta; Zygnematophyceae; Desmidiales; Closteriaceae. The record is from the annotation of a GenBank genome assembly.
AUGAAGGCUGUAGGUUUUGACGAGCCUGGAGGUGCGGAGGUCCUCCAGGUUCGGGAGGUUCCAAUGCCCGAGGUUCGGGAGGGGGAGGUGCUCAUUCGUGUCGCUGCUACUGCUCUGAAUAGAGCCGAUAUCAUGCAGCGUCUGGGAUCCUAUCCUCCACCUAAAGGUGCAUCACCCAUUCUUGGUCUAGAGUGUUCUGGCACUGUCGAGUCGGUUGGCUCUCACGUAACACGCUGGAAGGUUGGCGAUCAGGUCUGUGCAUUGCUGGCUGGGGGUGGGUACGCUGAGUAUGUAGCAGUACCUGAGUCCCAGAUUCUUCCAGUGCCAGUCGGUGUGCCACUAGUGGACGCUGCAGCUCUGCCGGAGGCUGCAUGCACGGUGUGGUCCACUGUCUUCAUGAUGGCGAAGCUGCAGCCUGGAGAGUCGUUUCUGGUGCAUGGUGGAUCCAGUGGUAUUGGUACAUUUGCUAUUCAGUUGGUGAAGCUGCUCGGAAGUCGUGUCUUCUGUACAGCUGGUAAGCAACACGAAAUCAAGAAAAGUCGUAGCAAAUCCCUGAGCUGA